CUGCUCCGUGCUCCACCCCUGGUGUUCCUGUUUUCCAGGUCUUUGUCCCCGGAACUUGCACUCACUCCUGGGUGUCCACUAGGGUUUUCUGCCCGCAUCUGGAUCCCAGUCCGACUAGCGUACAGUCCAGUGUCCUGUCCUACAGAAACCACGGCCUCCUCAAGUUUGGAAAGAAAGCAAGAAAAGAAAGGAAGAGGAAAAACAUCUUCCCGGCUACUUUCUACCGUCUCCUCACCUCCAGUGGUUUAUACUAUCGUCGAAGCUGUGAAGCAGUGGUGUGAAUCUCAGAUUCUUGGCUGCAGUUAGGGGGAAAAAAGUUUUUACGUGUUUUUAAACUGUUUUUUUUAUCGCGUCUUCGUGUUUUUUCGAUUGAGUCUGGAACUCGACAUUUAUCACACACACCCGAGCUCUCAAGCGGAGGACGUUUGGGCUGUGUUUGAGGCUAUUUUCGGCGUUUUUCCCCCCCUCAGAGUCGUUUCAGAGGUGGCUGCUGUGAAUGAAGUGUCUGUCGAGCUGAAGAAAUCAGCGCGUCUCCAUGAGGAAACUCAGCGUGGGAGUCGCUGAAACUCUGUCCUAGCUUACACACACCUGAGCGGCCACACAGAUACUCUUUUGUUUGCCUUUUCGUGCGGGUAGCGGUCGUUUUCUUGUUUUUGUAGCUGACACAAAAUGAAGACGCUGCUGGUGCUGUGUGCCGUUUGCACGCUGGUCGUGUUGUCUGUGUCCGGGGCCGCCGAGCAAAAGUUGAAAAACUGCAACGAAGUUCGUGCUGCUUACAGCUCCAAAGGCUUCAACGUGAACGAUGUUCCCAACAAAGGAGUCAACGGAGCCCCCUUGAAAGUGUGUCCGCAGGGUUUCUCCUGCUGCACGGUGGAGAUGGAGGAGAAGCUGAGCCAGCAGAGCCACACAGAGAUCAAAGCUCCUGUCUCCAGGCUCAGCACCAACCUACAGUCCACCUUCAAACAGAGGCACGACCACUUUGACAAGUUUUUCCGUGAGCUUUUGAAAAACGCAGAGGUGUCGCUGCACAACAUGUUCGUGCGAACGUACGGGAUGAUGUACGUGCAGAACGCAGAACUGUUCAAGAACUUCUUCGAGGCCCUGACUCGGUACUACGUGUCUGGCAGCGCCGCCGUCAACCUGGACUCCAUGCUGUCGGACUUCUGGGCAGACCUCCUGGAGAGGAUGUUCCGGCUGGUCAACGUGCAGUACGAAUUCAGCGACGCCUACAUGGAGUGCGUCAGCAGGUACACGGAACAGCUGCAGCCCUUCGGCGACGUGCCUCGCAAGCUCCGCAUCCAGCUGACACGAGCCUUCGUCGCUGCGCGCACCUUUGUGCGCGGCCUGGCACUCAUGCCCGAGGUGGUCAACAAAGUUUCCACGGUCAGCGCGUCUCCCAGCUGUGUUCGAGCAGCCAUGAAGAUGUUGUACUGUCCCUACUGCUCGGGCCAAGUGGCCCUGAAACCCUGCCAGAAUUACUGUUUGAAUGUGCUGCGGGGGUGUUUAGCCAACCAGGCCGACUUGGAUACAGAAUGGAACAACUUCCUCGAUGCCAUGCUUAGUCUAGCUGAGAGGCUCGAGGGUCCCUUUAACUUUGAAUCCGUCAUGGAUCCCAUUGACGUGAAGAUUUCGGAGGCCAUCAUGAACAUGCAGGAGAACAGCAUGCAAGUGUCGCAGAAAGUUUUCCAAGGAUGUGGUCAGCCUAAACCAAGCAUGGCCUUCCGUUCCACACGUUCUGUCAAAGAAACAGGCUUUACCGGCCGCUUCCGCCCUUACAGUCCUGAUGCAAGGCCCACCACUGCUGCAGGGACCAGUUUAGAUCGAUUGACAAAUGAUGUGAAGAAGAAGUUGAAACAUGCAAAGAAGUUCUGGUCCACAUUGCCAGAGACCGUGUGCGCAGGUGAGAGGAUUGCACCUGGGGACGAGUGCUGGAAUGGAACAGCAAAAAGCAGGUACGAGUCAGUUGUUAUUGGCAAUGGACUAGCCAAUCAGGUAUCAAACCCUGACGUGGAUGUGGACAUAACAAAGCCAGACAUUAUGAUUCGCAGUCAGAUUGCAGCUCUGAAGGAAAUGACGAGCUGGCUCAAAGCUGCACACAGCGGCAACGACAUCUCUAUUGAUAUCGAUGAAGAUGGCAGCGGGGGAGAGGAGAGCGGCAGCGGUUGCGACUCUCCAUCGUGCAACACAGACCGGGACAUCUACUUCUCCACUCCGCCGAACCCCGGCAAUCCCCGGGUUAAUCAAGUGGUGGUGGACAGAAAUUCAUCAGCUAUGGUUGCCUCACAGGGAAGCAUGGCGCUGGCGCUCUGCGGGCUGACCCUGGCCCUGCUUGCUCCCCACUUGAGAUAAAACUGGCUGGACAGGGAGAGGAAGAGAACGACCAGGAAUGACGGAGUGAAGGGGAAAACUGUCAGAGAGACUUUAAAAAGACUGCCUUCAGGACCUUGGACUGUCCGCCGUUGGGGGGGAGACUCUUCUUAAUAUUACAAUAACUUCACUUUUAAUUAUUUGUUUGUAUGUUUCUAAGGACAUCAGUGUACAGCAAUAUGAUUUUCUUCCCAAGAACUCCACCUCUUUUCCCCCCUUCCCCCAGAUAAACCUUAACUCCUUUUGGCUCUUUUGGAGCUGCACUAGGGUUCUGCUUGCAGCAUGACAAACAUUAUAUAAUUGUCUUGUUUUGGCAAUUCAAUCUCAUAAUUCAUCUUUGUGCCUUCUUCAGUGAUUGCCAUCUGAUAACUACAUAGUAAGCGGGAUGUUUGCUUGAACAAUGAGUUCCUGUGGUGGGACAUAACUUCAUAUUUCUGAGGAUGUUCUUUCUUUACAUUAUUCAGAGAUCAACGAAUCGUUCAAUGUUGUUAUAAAUAUUAACAAUUUAUAACAAUCAUUUCUUGCAUAUUAUGAAUGUGCACACUGUGAAUGUUUGUGUCCGUGCGUUUCUACAUUGACAUACAUCAGCCAGUCAGAUAUUAUGAAGCUAGCUUUUGAUCUCAACUAAGGAAGAGUUUGAACUUCUGUUCACUUUGCUUGGAGUUAAAAAUAUUUGCAGCUCAGAAAUACAGCAAGAGAAGUUACAGCACAGGUAUUUAUGUUUGACCUGGAGAUGGAAUCAUUCUUUAGAAGAGCUUUUUGGGGCGCUCUAUGAGCCCAAACAUGCAUAUCGUAUGUCUGCUACGAGCAUUAUCACAACCUAACUUUUUCAUUUCCUGAUUAAUUUUUAAUUUAAUUUCCUCAGCUUAAACCGUUCAGUAGUAAGGUCAUACCUCAUGCAUGCUCUCAUUGUCAAUGCAAUCUAGUGAUGUUGAGUUGAAAGUGUCUGAUAGAGUUGAGAUAUGUGGCUAGCAUCCUGGUAAAAGGUAACUGGUGUGGAAGAGGAAGGACUCCCCUGGCAUUACCCCGAAAGAAGGCAAAGCUGACAAGUCCUGAAUGCCCUUUUUGGUACUGUAAGCUCAGUUCAGCAGAGAGGAUCUGACUCUAUACAGUCUUACCUGUUUGAGAAGAAAAGGUGGCAACAUGUAUGUUCGGAGCGUUUCACAUUGAACUAGAGAGGAAGAACAAAAGACAGUGCUUUGAUCAAAUGAAAUCAAGGAAAGAUUAUUUUAAUACAGGGUUUUAUGUUGAAGAGGUGUUGUAAUUUUUAGCUAUUUUUGGUAUGAAGAUAUAUAUUAGGUACUACAGUGGAUUUUACUGCUAGUUUUAGGUGGUGGAAGAGGACAGUGUGCACAGAUAUUGGGGGCACUUUUUGGUCAGUGUGCACAGUUUUGGGGGGCUCUUUUUUUUUUUUUUUCCCCUUCUCUCCCCAUCCCCAACGCCCCCCCACGUUCCCCGUCCCACAAUACACACUUGUACCUCUGAAAUGGCCUGUGUCAGUAUGAACGGACUCAUCCUGAACCAUUUAAUCUACCUAUCCUCAUCCUCACGUUCUCAUCAUGCCAACUUGAGGUGGAAUGUUGAAGUAUUGUCACAAGUGCUACCAAAAUUGAUGCAAUGUAUGGUGCCUGACCUUUUUCUUUAACCUUGGUACAUUAUUAGCAACUUCUUGAGGUAAAAAAGAAUGUAGGUGUUGAUGAUUUGUAUCUGUUAUCUGCUCACAUUCCCUGAAGGGUGUUUGAGUAUAUUAUUACCAGCUGACAAGCACAACAUAAGAUUUUCUAUAUUUUCUAAUUUGCUAAUCGAGUCUAUAAGUUGCAUUUCCUGACCAUUUCAUCUCUAAAAUGAUGCUGCCUCAUGUAGCUUUUGUACAGUAACUUAUGCAUGUAUUCUAAUGUCAUUGCAAACAUGCUUUUAGAACUGACAUCCAAAAUACAGUAUUCAGAAUGUUUUGUUAUGCAAAACUUGAGGUGAAUAUAGAACAUCUGUCAAAAUAAUUGAUCGAUCAGAUUUGGUGGAUUUAAACAUGCAUUUUGUAAAAAUUGAAAAAAUGGAUUUGCAUUUUUCAAGUUUGUAUGCAGGUCCGAAACAGCUGGCUGCAGUUGAGGUGGUAAAAACUAGAAACAACAUUUUUUGCCUAGUUUGGCUCUGAGAUUGACAGGUUGACUGUAAGCCUACAUGAAGUUUUCAUCCAAAAAAAAGCGACGUUCCCAGUUAGCAGACUUGGAACAAAUCAAUAUUAAGAAUCUGACUUUGAAGGAUUUGAUGAAAGAUCUUAACAACCGACAUAAAAUACUGAAGCCUUAAUUUAAAAUGAUGAAGCUGUGCUUCAGCAGCUUGAUUUGGCAGUAGUUCUGCAUGUGCCCGGUUCAAUUCCGAUUUUUGUGUUCCACCAACAUUUCUGCAAGGGCUUGUGCAUGUGUUUGUGUCAUGUGGAAGAGUUGUGUCGAGUGUAAAGAAACCCAGCUUUCUGAGAGUCAGAGGAAAUGUGUUGGGUUAUGAUGGUAAAUGUCUGUGCUUGCGGGCCAGGGCAGCAACAUUUUCCGGCUGGCGGGAGUUGGUCCAGCAGCCGGAUGUUGUUCAUUUGAUCCACAGAGCAACUUCAGUCCAGUGACCUGAAAGUUGGGUUGGACAGGUGUUGAUAUCCCUCCAUCAGCCUUUGGCCCACAAGAACAGAAAGGACUCAUUUUCUGAGGAGAGACGGAGUGACUGACUGAAAAGAAUAAAAAGUGUGUAAAUAAAGAGCAGCCGUUUAGAUGUCUCUAAAAGAGGCCGUAACAGUACACCGGAUUUUUACUUGUCAGAGUAUCUCCUAAAUGUUAUGGAAAAACAAGAUGAGAUAGAUGUUAAAUUGUAAGAGAAAAUGUAUAUUAAACAACAUUUCUUAGUCUUGUUGAAAUAAAGACUGCCAAUA
Molecule: messenger RNA, 5281 nt
Organism: Chelmon rostratus (copperband butterflyfish)
Lineage: Eukaryota; Metazoa; Chordata; Actinopteri; Chaetodontiformes; Chaetodontidae
Gene: gpc4
Product: glypican 4
Exons: 9
Coding region: 670-2349 (559 amino acids)
Biological process (GO): regulation of signal transduction; cell migration; regulation of protein localization to membrane
Cellular component (GO): plasma membrane; extracellular region; synapse
Source: RefSeq, a predicted model, not a curated record